This is a messenger RNA of Oncorhynchus tshawytscha (Chinook salmon), 2340 nucleotides long. Its product is annotated as prolactin-releasing peptide receptor-like. The transcript has 3 exons. Gene Ontology annotation, cellular component: neuron projection; plasma membrane. The record is from RefSeq and is a predicted model, not a curated record. The coding region runs from base 207 to 1295 and encodes 362 amino acids. Gene Ontology annotation, biological process: G protein-coupled receptor signaling pathway. Lineage: Eukaryota; Metazoa; Chordata; Actinopteri; Salmoniformes; Salmonidae. Gene Ontology annotation, molecular function: neuropeptide binding; neuropeptide Y receptor activity.
CUCUUUCCAUAUCAGCAUCAGUGGCUCUGCAACUGUGUACUCACCACUGUUCAGGAAGGAUAUGAAUGUGUCGAGAGCGCACUUGACAGAGGUUCUCAGUCUUUCAAGGAGUUCCCUUCUCCUUUUGCUCAUCAGCACUUGAGGGUAAGGUGCUAAGAGGCUGCUACCCAGGGCUCCCUAUUGCUGUGCGGUUAAUCAGAUACAGUAUGGACGGCAGUGGCAGUGGCUGGACUGGAGGUCUGCUGCCCUCUGUUAGCGAGAAGACAACAGAGGGGCACUCGGUCUUUGAGAUGGCUGUUCAGAAUGACUCGGCCAACCACAGCUCCCUGUUUGCAGACGUGGCUCUGCUGCAGAGCUUCAAGCUGCUCAUCAUCCCCUGCUACUCCCUGGUGGUGGUGGUGGGUGUGUUGGGGAACUACCUGUUGCUCUACGUCAUCUGCCGCACUCGCAAGAUGCACAAUGUCACCAACUUCUUCAUAGGGAACCUGGCCUUCUCAGAUAUGCUGAUGUGUGUGACCUGUGUACCCUUAACCCUGGCCUAUGCAUUCAACCCUCGUGGCUGGGUGUUUGGGAGGUUCAUGUGCUACCUGGUGUUCCUGAUCCAGCCGGUUACCGUCUAUGUGUCUGUCUUCACCCUCACCGCCAUCGCUGUUGACAGGUACUACGCCACUGUGCAUCCUCUGAAGAAGCGUACCUCUGUGUCCACCUGUGCUUACGUCCUAUCAGGGAUCUGGCUGCUGUCCUGUGGCCUGGUGGCUCCGGCCGUAGCCCACACGUACCACGUGGAGUUCAGAGAGGAGGGCCUCACUAUCUGUGAGGAGUUCUGGCUGGGACAGGAGAAGGAGAGGCUAGCCUAUGCCUACAGCACCCUGCUGGUUACCUACGUCCUGCCACUCUCCGCUGUCUGCACCUCCUAUCUCUGCAUCUCUUUCAAGCUGAGGAACUGCGUGGCGCCGGGACAUCGGUCCCGAGACCAGGCAGAGGCACAGCGAGCCCGAAAGCGAAAGAUCUUCCGUCUGGUGGCGUUAGUGGUGGCAGCCUUCGGGGUGUGCUGGCUGCCCAUCCAUGUGUUCAACGUGCUGCGCGACAUCGAUAUCCGCCUAAUCAACAAGCGCCACUUCCUGCUCAUUCAGCUGCUGUGCCACCUGUGUGCCAUGAGCUCCUCCUGCUGUAACCCCUUCUUGUAUGCCUGGCUGCACGACCGCUUUCGUGCUGAGCUGCGCAAGAUGUUCACCUGUCACCACCGCAUCGGCAUCCCCACCAACCACUGUGCUAUGGCCAGUGUGGUCCUCUGACUGUGCAGGGACAAGGAGAUAGAAGAGACACAAGACCUGUGAUACCUGUGUAAGCAUGCUGUAGGUCCAAUUUCCUGAUAAUGUUCAUGUUUGUUGGUGACCUAUGGAGACAUAACAAGAGAUCAUCAUGAACAAUACAGGAAAUCUUGGAAUUACAGCUGAUUAUAGAGAUAUGAGGUGGUUUCCUCAUUGUUCAUAGGUAAACAAAUCAAUUGAACAUAAAUUAGGUGAUUGACUGGAAAUAAUCAUUAAAUGAGCAGAUUGAACAACAAUAAGAAGAAGGUGAAAUUCAAGAGACAAAAAGAGCAAGAGACGAGAGACGAAAGACGAGAGAGAGGGAGAGAGGGAGGGAGAGAGGGAGAGAGGGAGAGAGGAAGAGAGAGAGAGAGAGAGAGAGAGAGAUGUCACUUCCUGUCAAUCUGUCCACGAGAGAUUAAUGUUUAACACUAGGAGAACAGUAGCAAACAGGAAAAUCUGAAUCCACAAAAUGUUGUCAAUGCUCAUAAGAGGUCUUGUAAAUAAUACCAUUAGUUAAGUAAUCAUCACAGUAGUUGCUACAGGAAGACAUCUUCCAUUCAUCCAGAUGGACAGCUGUCUGCUGAAGUUAGAGCGCAGCACUCAGUGGACAGACUAUACAAUGUCAACUCAACUCAGUGUCCAGUAUGCUUCUGUCUGUUGUGUUAAUAGUCAACUGCAGGUUUGGUCCCUAGACUGGUCAGCCUGGUCUCAUAGACUAGAUGUAACAUAGUAAAUGUAAAUCUGUAAAGACCCAAAUUAGUAUGAUAUGAUACGUUUGGUAUGGUUACAAACAGAAAGUAGGGUGGUUGGUCGGGGUGGAUGGGUUCUAAAGCGAACGUCUACUAACCCAAGGUUGCGUGUUCGAAUCUUAUCACAAACAACUUUAGAUAAUUAGCAACUGUGCAACUACUUACUACUAUUUAGCUACUUUGUAACUACUUAGCAUUUUACCUUCCCCUAAUCAUAACCCUAACCUUAACCCUUUAACCUAACUCCUAACCCUCACCCUAACCUUAACCCUUUAACC